CCACGUGACCAAACAUCAUGUGACGUCUGAGGAGCGGCGGCGGCGGCGGCGGCGGCGGAUUCUGAGCCCGGUCCGGCCCGGCCUUCCUAGCGCGCUCGGCCCGGCCCGCGCAAGCGGCCAGUCCCCCUGAGCCCCCGGCCCGGACCCUGCACGCCCGCCCCAGCCCCGCGCAGCCUUGGAGCGCGCGCGCGCGGCCCCGCCCCAGCCCCGCCUUGGCCCGCCCGGGCCCGCAGUGUGAGUGCCUGCUCAUUGUGCCCCCGGGUUAUGACGACCCCCAAUAAAGGAAACAAGGCCUUAAAGGUGAAGCGGGAGCCGGGCGAGAAUGGCACCAGCUUGACUGAUGAGGAGCUGGUGACCAUGUCGGUGCGAGAGCUGAACCAGCACCUGCGAGGCCUAUCCAAGGAAGAGAUCAUCCAACUGAAGCAGCGCCGGCGCACACUCAAGAACCGUGGCUACGCAGCCAGCUGUCGGGUGAAGCGGGUGACUCAGAAGGAGGAGCUGGAGAAGCAGAAGGCGGAGCUACAGCAGGAGGUGGAGAAGCUGGCCUCCGAAAAUGCCAGCAUGAAGCUGGAGCUUGAUGCUCUGCGCUCCAAGUAUGAGGCCCUGCAGAACUUUGCCAGGACCGUGGCCCGAAGCCCUGUGGCCCCAGCUCGCGGUCCCCUUGCUGCUGGUCUGGGGCCCUUGGUCCCUGGCAAGGUAGCUGCCACCAGCGUCAUCACAAUAGUAAAGUCCAAGACAGAUGCUCGGUCAUAGGGACACGUGCAAUUGCCAGGCAGGUCUUUUAAGGGGCCACUAAGUGCGUGGCAAAGUUGGCAGCCCUGUCCCUCUUCCUUUCCUUUUCCUGUCUCUUCUCCUCUCCCUUCCCCCUUACCUUCCCUGCAAAGCACAACCUGCACCCAGGGGCAUUGGGCUGAGCCCCAUUGUUAUCAUCCUUGUUGUCACGCGUGUGUUUUGUACGUUGGGAUUGGUCAGUUCAACAGUGAUGUUGGGUUGCCUCUAACCCCUUUGUACCAAGGCCAUGCAGGCUAGGAGUCCAGAGUGGGCACUGUGGGAAUGGACAGGAGUGCACUGGGCUUAGAUCUACCUUUCUCUCUGGUGGUCUGCAGGCUGUACAGGCUGCCAGUCUGCAGUGGGACUUGAGAGCUUUCUCUUCAGAUUCCAGUGGGCCUCUCAGCUUGAUUCAGAAAGGAAGAGACGGGCUCUGCCCUGAAAAGUGGUUAUGUCUUGAAGGCCCUGGAUGGAUAGGCCACCAGCCUGGGCACUAGGGCAGGAACCAUGGUGCUGGAGUCUGGCACAGUGCACUGGAUAAGACCAAAUCGCCGGUUAUAAGUGUGGGUGGAAGGUGUGUCAGUGUGUCCUGCGAUGGGUCCGGUGUCACUGUUUACAUGACCUAUUUGUGUGGUUAUAUAGCCCUUUAUUUAAAAGAAAAGUUCCUUUUACGAAGUUAUUAAAUUAUAUGUUUAAGAGCUAAAAAGGAAAAAAAAAAAAGCUGCAGAGUAUUUAUAAAAUUGUCUUUAAAAAAAAAAAACAAAAAAAACAUUUGACCGUAUAAAUGGAAAAGGGAAGAAAGUAUAGUAGAAACUUUGCUAGUUAAAAAAAAUCCCUUUCUUGUAAACUUGGGGACAGCUCUGUGGCUGUUGGAGUUUAGUUUUUAUACACAGAGUUAACAGACAUUACUUAUAAAACUUAGUUUAAAAAAAGAAAAAGAAAAAAAAAAAGCCAAGCUGCGAGCCGACCAGAGGCCGUCCUCUUUGAUAUCUCUUUUGCAAUUGUACCGAAAGUGACUUACUCCUUUGCCCUUCCUGCUUCCGUCUUGCCGGUGCCGUGGUGUUGUCCGUGCCUGGUAAGGUUUUGUGCAGCCGUAAAGUGCUGGUGCUUCUGGUGACCUUUGACCUGUGGCUGUCCCUGUGUGUGGGUUUGUGUGUGUGUGUCUGUGUGUGUGUCUGUGUGUGGGUUUGUUUUUUGGAUUUUGUUGUGGUUUUGCUUCUGCUGGCUUGCUGGACCUGGGUUGGGCUGGGGUCCCAGGCAGAACUUACUCCAUUGGAGUGGAGGGCACUGCCUGCCAGCUCACAUUCUUCUGCCCAUGUUCCAUUCCUCUGCUACUCGGUCCCCCUGAGCCUUGGCUUCGCAUAUGGGUCUAGGGCUUGGGUUGAUACAGUGGCACAGAGUAAGUGAAAUUUGGAGCUGCCUUGGGCCCCUACGCUGCUUCCAUAUCCACCACCUCUGGUCCUGGGUGGUGGCGCUGCAGGGACAGGGAGUCACUGUGGGUGCCACAGGGCUGUGUCCUACCUGUCCCUUGCUGUCUUCCUCCUGGCCUCAGCUUCGUUCCUACAGACUUCAUUUGGGGCCUUGGCUAGGCCACCCCAGUUGCCUACCUUGUGGGUUGGGAAUCCAACCACCCACCUAUCCCUAAAAUCCCAUUCUGUGGGGUGUUGUUCCCCAGGCAGAUUGGUCAGGGGCCCCACUUGGGGUAACCUGUUCUUCCCUGCCUCACUGUGAGAGCCUGGAGGCCUCCACCAUUGUCAGACAAGGGCUUUGGCUUCAGGGCCAGGUCUAUUUCUUCCCCACUGUCUGCAGCUCUUAGCUCUAGGCCCUUCUUAUGCCUCCCUUCAGGAUCUGUGUCUUCCAGGGAUCCGCUGUUGGACUUGGAGGUGCUUCUUUGCAGGGCCCACGCCUGCCUCCUCAAUCCAGCGAUCCAGUGGGGGCCACCCACCUUCCAGGCUUGGCUCAGGAAGCUCCUCAUAGGCGGAUGCCCACCUGCAAGAGGCUGUAUCCCUGUCUGGUCACAUGGCCCUUGGCAUUGCUGGUUCUUGGGGGCCCUGGAUCCCUGAAAAGCACAGAAGUGUGAGCUGAUGAAAGGAAAGAAUGGCCUGAUAGGCCUUUACCUCGAGGGCAGCAGGAUUUUCACUCAGUUUGACCUGGCAUGCAGUGCUCUGGGAGCAGGGCCUCUGCCAGCCCUGGCAUUUUGGUGGGCUUCUUUGGCUCAAGGUGCUCAGACACUCCCAUUGAUGCCUCAGUCAGAUAUGAGUGGAAGUCUGGACUGUUGAUUAUAAGUUACCAGGUGACCUCAUCCCCUCCCUUUGGUUCUCAAACUGGUAUCCAGAUGAGUUGCUGAUUCUGACUGGCAGCAGAGCUGGAGUGGAUUAUGCCCAUGCCUUGCAGAGGAGAGGGACAGGCUUUCCCAAGGUCUUUGGUCCUGGCUGAGUGGGAGCAUGGCCUUCCAUGUGCAUAGCUCCAUCCUGCUGGGAGGAAGAGGAAGAGGAGGCUGAGGCUGGACAUGUAUUGAAGAGAAGUAGCAGAUCUUAGCUUCUGAAUUGGAUAGGGCCACGCUCAUGGUUUUCAGGUUUGCAGCAUCUGUUUCUUGAGUCUGGGGAACAUUCCUGGUAAGCCAGCCCUCAGUGCCAUCCUGUCCCUUCUUGAUGUCCAAGUGUGACUGUGGCUGUCCUUCUGAUCAUUGUUAAUUCUGUUUUCCUACUGUGAGGGUCUUGUGCUUGACUUUCUGACACAGCAAAUGGAGAGCUUUGGCUGAAGCCAGUUCUCCCAGACUACUCUGCUAAGUAAACCAUUAUUGUGCGACUUCCCUCCUACCCUGACUUUGCCUGACCUCCUUCCUUGGACAUGGACACUCGGAUUUCAAAGAAAACCCCACAUGAGAUGGAUCAGUUUUCUGUAGAACAUGGUCCCAGAGAGUCCUCCCCAUCCGUUGUGUCUGGUCUGGCUGCUAACCUGGGUGUUGUACCAUUAGUGUGGGGCCUCCAUGGCAACACUGAGUUACUCUGAGUUCCCUGUCAUCACCAGGCUUCCCUACAGGCUGUUCUCAGUCCACCUUUCAGGUCUGUGUGUACUCUGUGUGUGUUAGCAGCAGCCUUGGUGUCCAGUGCCAGGGUGUGCAGUUUUCAUAAGCUACAGCCCAUUUUGAGAUGGUGAGGCCAUUUCCCUGCUGCCUCCCUCUCUGGUGUGGCUACUUGGCCAAAGCUCCCAUCCACAGCUGGGAUGUCUGAGCCACAGCCUGCUGCACUGUUUCCGCUCUGGGAUCUUCUGAGUUACUUUUUUAGGCUGUGGUUUGGUAAAAGGAACCAACACAUUAACGAUUUUUUUCCCCAAAAGCCACUGAAUAAUUCUUCUUGGCAUGUUUUCAUGUUCCCAUUGGCUGCCUGGUUUGGGAGCAGUUGUGGAGAAGAGGACAGACUCAGUACCACACAGAGGCAUGGAACUGUGAGAGCUGCUCGUGGCUUGCCUGUUUCUGGCAUGUGUCCCAGGCGUGUGCUGUUACCUACUGGGCCAGCUGCACACAUUCGACCCUGUCCCUGGAGCAGCAGCAUGGGUGUCUGGAAGUGUCCCUGACGGAGUUCCCUGUUAUCUGACCCCAGUUUGGCUUUCAGCCCCUCCAGCAACUCUAUGCCCCAGUCAUGUCUUUCCUCCCAUCCUCUUUCUGCUAGUCCUUGAAGCCUUUAACCAAUGGGAGUGGGUAGAGAAAGCCUUCUCCUGGCAACUUAGGGCAACAGGACAAGGGCUAUUGUGUGUCCAGCUCUGUUGGUCUCCUGGUGCUGAGAGGUGUGUCCAAGCAGAGUUGAUCAGUCCCUGCCUGCCCUGCAGGGCUGAAGCCAGGUGGAGGUUAGUAGAGAGUACCCUAAAUGGAAUGGGGGUCCAUAAAGAUCUAAGUGAGGAGGGGCUAGGAUGUGGCUGCAAGGUGAGAACCGGUCUCCUGCACCUGGGUAGGGUCAUCAGGGAUCUGGCUGCGAAGUGAGGCCUGGGCGUUCGCACCAGUGCAGAGCAAUCAGCCGUCUGGUCUCAGCAGACAGCAGCCUUGGUGCCCACCCGUGCCCUGCGCAGUAUUUAUUGCUAAAUUAUUGUCCAGGAGGGGCGGCGCUGGGCCUGGCCCCCCGGGUAUUUAUUGCUGUACAUAGUGUAUGUUUGUGAUAUAUAAGGUUUUCUUUAUUUUGUAUAUGAUCAAUAAACGCCUUUUAAAGAGA
Onychomys torridus (southern grasshopper mouse) is the source of this 4973-nucleotide messenger RNA. RefSeq names its product MAF bZIP transcription factor G (gene Mafg). The transcript has 3 exons. The record is from RefSeq and is a predicted model, not a curated record. Gene Ontology annotation, molecular function: RNA polymerase II cis-regulatory region sequence-specific DNA binding; DNA-binding transcription factor activity, RNA polymerase II-specific. Bases 265 to 753 code for a protein of 162 amino acids. Gene Ontology annotation, biological process: regulation of epidermal cell differentiation; regulation of transcription by RNA polymerase II. Lineage: Eukaryota; Metazoa; Chordata; Mammalia; Rodentia; Cricetidae. Gene Ontology annotation, cellular component: nucleus.